Exaiptasia diaphana is the source of this 1814-nucleotide messenger RNA. RefSeq names its product transmembrane prolyl 4-hydroxylase. Gene Ontology annotation, biological process: peptidyl-proline hydroxylation to 4-hydroxy-L-proline. NCBI's taxonomy places the organism in Eukaryota, Metazoa, Cnidaria, Anthozoa, Actiniaria, Aiptasiidae. The transcript is spliced from 11 exons. Gene Ontology annotation, molecular function: L-ascorbic acid binding; iron ion binding; procollagen-proline 4-dioxygenase activity. The record is from RefSeq and is a predicted model, not a curated record. Gene Ontology annotation, cellular component: endoplasmic reticulum. The coding region runs from base 45 to 1379 and encodes 444 amino acids.
AUAACCCUGUACACCAUUUAGUCUCUCUGACACCUAACAAUAAUAUGCCCAGAUAUUGGAUUUAUCUUUUUAUCUUUAUUACUAUCCUUCGUGGUUCAAUUUCUGACAGUAAUUCAWGUUCCUCAAAGCAAAAAAGCUGCCUUAGUCCUAGAAAUGCUCAAGAAAGCCAAGAAGAUGAUUCAGAAACCGUGGACGGACCUUGUARGAUAGGACACACUACUCCCUUAACACGAAUAGAUGGAGUCAAGGUUGGCCACGUAUUUCAGCAAGAUUUGGGAGAUAAAAGCGUUAAUAUCAUCACUCGAGCAAUGAAGCCACCUGUCUUUGAGAUUCCAAACUUCCUAUCAGACAGAGAAUGCGAUUAUAUCAUARCGCUUGCCGAACAACAGAAACUCCAAAACAGCCUUGCGCGAGGAGGUUUAACCAAGUCAGAUGAAAUCGCUAUCCCUGAAGUACAAAGUGGUACGUCAAGUGGUCCAAUAGGCAGGUUUUACGAGUGGGAUUUUAAUCAUGAUGGAAUCAUAACUUCUGAGGAGGCUAUUCAGCUUGCUAAGGAGCAGCAGUAUCUACGCUUAAAUAACGAUGACCUCUUAGAGCUAUUCCAUAAAGUCAAUGCGACCGAAAUGGACGACGGAAAGAUAACAAUAGAAGAGUUUCAGACUAUGAAUACACUUGCUUUAGAAAUAAUGAUGUAUACAUUCGCAUUAUCGCACCCCAAGCAUAGACAUCGAUUCAGCGAACAGACGUGGAUUGACCAAAGAGCCAGAAAACACGAUCCACUACUGAACGGAAUAGUGGAAAGGCUUUUAAAGCUGACUGGUUUAAGCAAAGAAAUUAUAUACGGCAGUGAAAGGAUUCAGGUUGUGCGGUACGUCGAAAAUGGCCACUACCACGCACACUACGACUCUGAGACUCAUACCAGGAGAGAUGUACCUUGCUGUCAUCAAGUUCAUGAUCCCAAGAAGAUGUUCACCUUUGAAAAUCCCUGUCGGCUGUGCAGGUACAUCACAAUUCUUUACUAUCUCAAUGACGUCGAAUCUGGAGGAGAGACAGCGUUUCCAGUAGCUGACAACGUAACGCUAGACAGACCAUUUAUGGAAAACUCGCGAGCCAAACAUGACUACUUCAACCUUAAUGAAAACUGCAAGCAUAGCAACUUGGUAGUUAAACCCCAAAAAGGCAUGGCUAUCAUGUGGUACAACCAUCAUCAAGACUCAGAAAGCGGAUGGCUUGGCGCAAUGGAUGACUACAGUUUACACGGCGGCUGCGCAAUUCAUCGUGGAAUUAAGUGGAUYGCAAAUAAUUGGAUCACAGCUCCUUAUAAGGAACAUAGACACAUAUCUAGUGUAUGGUUAAACUUUACUGGAAGCGGUCGCUAAGGAAUUGAGCGAUAAUCGCCGUGCAUUUGCGUKUUAGAGUUUCAAAGGACAAUCAMAAUAAAAAAUAACCUAAACGUAACCUUAAAAUAACAGCAAGAAGCAAGACAUUGAUUACGUGAUUGCUGAUUAUAGCGUUGAGUAUAUAUUCAUAGACUUAAAAGCACUAGCGACUGUGAUUGMGUUGCUCUGAAGACAAAAUCUUGGCCGCAAUCAUUCUGMCGUGAAGUUGUUCUUCUAUUYUCUUGGAAUUACUAGAUUUUUAUACAAAUAAUUUUUAAAAUAUCUGGAGGCUGCAAGUUCGGUUGAGAUGAUAAUUGACAAACAAGCAAGAWGAAGCAAGAAAGUCGGUAAUAAAAUGACGAAAAUUAUUAAACAAUUGUUAUAUAUAGUUAGGAUUAUCUGAUAUUAAUAAAAAAAAUCAAUUCAAAUGAAAAA